AUGCUCACAACUGCCCCAAUCAUUAUACCACCAGAUUGGAGCUUGCCUUUUGAAUUGAUGUGUGACGCCUCUGAUUAUGCCGUUGGAGCUGUUUUGGGACAGCGAGUUGAUAAGAAGCCACACGCCAUCUACUAUGCUAGUAGAACCCUCAACGAUGCCCAACUCAACUAUUCCACCACAGAGAAGGAGUUAUUAGCUGUCAUAUUUGCUUUAGAAAAGUUCAGAUCAUAUUUGAUUACUAACAAGGUUAUUGUUUACACUGAUCAUGCAGCAUUAAAAUACUUGUUAGCCAAGAAGGAUGCCAAGCCACGACUCAUUAGAUGGAUUCUCUUGUUGCAAGAGUUUGACUUAGAGAUAAAAGAUAAGAAAGGAAGUGAGAAUGUUGUGGCUGAUCAUUUGAGUAGAUUGGUGCAUGUGUCUAACGAAGAGGAGGAUUCAUUGCCAUUGCGUGAAAGCUUCCCUGAUGAGCAACUCUUCUCCAUUUGUGGUUAUCUACGUUCCAACGUGACAAGCUUAGGAAGCAAGCAAGAUACUACUUUUGGGGAUGAUCCAUAUCUAUUCAAGCAUUGCCCAGACCAAGUAAUUCGAAGGUGUGUGCCUGAAGGUGAUUUUAAGAGCAUUCUGGAGUUUUGUCACUCCCAUGCAUGUGGAGGACAUUUUGGAGCAAAGAAGACUGCCAACAAAGUGCUACAAUCAGGUUUCUUUUGGCCUACCCUUUUUAAGGAUGCGUAUGUUUUUUGUGCUUCAUGUGAUAGAUGCCAACGGAUGGGUAAUUUACAUGCUAGAAAUCAGAUGCCUCUCACCAAUAUCCUAAUCAUUGAAAUAUUUGAUGUUUGGGGAAUUGAUUUCAUGGGCCCUUUUCCUACCUCUUAUGGAUUUGAAUAUAUAUUAGUUGCUGUCGAUUAUGUUUCUAAAUGGGUAGAAGCCAUUGCCACUAGAACUAAUGAUGCUAAGGUUGUGAUCGGUUUUCUCAAAGGAAAUAUUUUUACAAGGUUUGGCACACCUAGAGCAAUCAUUAGUGAUGGUGGCUCCCACUUUGUUAACCAAGCUUUUGCAGCACUCUUGAAGAAAUAUGGAAUCACGCAUAAGGUGGCAACACCCUAUCAUCCCCAAACUAGUGGGCAGGUUGAGAUAAGCAAUAGGGAGAUUAAGCACAUACUUGAAAAGACGGUGAACACCACAAGGAAGGAUUGGUCCAUGCGUUUGGAUGAUGCAUUGUGGGCUUAUAGGACUGCUUAUAAGACACCUAUAGGUAUGUCUCCGUAUAGGCUUGUUUUCGGUAAACCUUGUCACUUACCAGUGGAGCUUGAGCACAGGGCUUAUUGGGCAAUCAAGGCCUUCAAUUUUGAUAUGAAAGCUGCUGGUGAGAAGAGGAGGCUUCAACUCAAUGAGUUGGAGGAGUUGCGACAUGAAGCGUAUGAGAAUGCUAAGCUUUACAAGGAGAAAACAAAGCAAUAUCAUGACAAGAAAAUUCUUAGGAAGACGUUUGAGAAAGGGCAGAAGGUUCUCCUAUUCAAUUCACGCCUUAAGCUCUUUCCAGGUAAGCUUCGUUCUCGGUGGAUUGGCCCUUUUGUUAUUACUAAUGUGUUUGAUCAUGGCGCAGUGGAGAUUCAAAAUAUUAAGGAUGGCAGCACCUUCAAGGUGAACGGACAUCGGUUGAAACCUUACUUUGAUGCCAACUUUGAUGCCAAUAUUGAGUCUCAAGCACUCAAGGAGCCUCUACCACUCUCUUGA
This is a messenger RNA of Prunus armeniaca (apricot), 1734 nucleotides long. NCBI's taxonomy places the organism in Eukaryota, Viridiplantae, Streptophyta, Magnoliopsida, Rosales, Rosaceae. The record is from the annotation of a GenBank genome assembly.